AGGAAGUGAAGCUCACACACGCACUAAAUAUUAGCGGUUUAUGUAACUCGUUGGAUUUAAGAAGAAACACGUCUUUGUUUGGUGUUAUUUAGCUCAGAAAAGGAGUUUAACCGGUGUCGGUGAACAUGGAGCUGUGAGGUGAGCCGUUGGACGUACCGGAGCCUUUAUUAGCUCAGCUUUCACGUUGCUAUGCUAACGUUAGCAUGCUAGGCCAGCCUUUAUGUUAAUGAUAAAUAUUGAGCUUUUCAGUUCAUAAAUGAGUCGUACAAUUCAACACUAAGCUUAAUGUUGGGUGUAGACGUUAUAUAAAGUUCGAAGUGGAUGAAUUAUGUAGUAUAAUGUCUCAAUAUCCAGUUUAUGGCAGUAAUGGGUGUCGCUGACUGGACAAAGCACCUGCAUGUCUAAACGUCGAUUGUGCCUCAGUUAAUAUAAUUAUUAUAUUACUUAUCAGCCAGUUAAAUGCUCAUUCUCUCUGUCAGUAUAUUACGUUAGUAGUUUAAUUGAUUCAGUUUCGGGAAACAGGAGGACAUCCAUCCAGUUUCCAAGCUGAAAAAAUAUCCUGUGUUGGCCAGCAGUUGAAAACCCUAUAAUGCAACUUAUUGCUUCCGAGUGGAAUAAACCAGUAGAUAUUCACCAGUGUAUUUAUUUUGGCAUGUUUGCUUUAACCACGCUCAAACGAUAAUCAUAAUAGAUUUCUGAAGGCCGAUUUUUUGUGUCACACACAUUCAAGCCGCAUCGUUACUUCAGUGUUGGUAUUGCACUCAUUGCGAACUUGUAAUGGAUAGAUUACAAUACGUAAAGAUCGAUGCAUUAGGCUGUGAUAACAUGGCUUUUAGUCUAAUGUGGGUCAAACCCAAAUAUCCUGCUGGAGCCUACAAUUUCCAAAAUAUACCUUCAUGGCGUCUUUGGUUAGACCUUCUCUGUCUGAUAAACACGUCUCUCAAACUCCUCUAGAGCCACAGCAGAUGUCAUAUAAUUGUUAACUACUCAUUAGGGCUGCACAAUAUUUCAACAUUAUAUUGAUAUUGUGAUACAACUGUACACAUCGUCUUUUGUGGAUAUAGUAACAUCAUAAGGCAUACGUUCUGCCUUUUCCUGAUUUUAAAGGUUGUAUUACAGUGAAAUUGUCAUUUUCUGAACUUAAUAGACUGUUUUAGCUGUUCUAGUCUUUGCCUUUACCAACAUUGCCAUUAAAUUGACAUUACUAAUUAUUAGGGUGAUUAUCAAAAAUCUCAUGGUGUAAAUAUUUUGUGAAAGCACCAAUAUGCAUUUCCUUGGUGGAAAGCAAAGAAGAAAGAAUGAAUUAAAUGGUUGUACUGUGUCUUAAAUGUAAUUAAUUCACCCUAUCUUUCCUGCCAGUUUGGUCUGAAUCCUCAGAAGUUGAGUCCCUAUCCAGGGCCCUUUGGGGCCCAGGAAGAGGAUGCAUCGUGGUGGCGAUAAGGACUUCCAGAUAUCAGCACGAAAAAUGGGCACAUCCUUGCUCUUCCAGCUGUCGGCUCACGAACGAGAGCUAGAUUUGGUUUUUCUGGACCACAGCUAUGCCAAGCCCUGGAAUGCUCACCCUGAUGCCAGCAGCGCCCGGCCCACAAGGACACUGUUUGUCACUCCUCGUCGCCAGCCUGAAGCCUUGUCAGACUCUGAUCCUUUAAUAGACGUGGAGACAGUCACACCUAUACCUGUUCCCCUGUAUGAUAACCACAAGGCUCUUGGUGUGAUGAAGGAGUGUGAGCGGCAUGUCCUGUUUGCUCGCACUGUUGCUGAUAGUCCACCACCCCCUGAUGACUGGGAGGAACAUAUAAACAAGACUGGAUGGUCAGUGGCUCAAAACAAAUUGUUCAAUAAAGUGCUCAAAGCUCUGCAAGCUGAAAGACUAGCCCGCUUAGCCAAUGAACAUGCUUCCAAUGAGCCGAUUUUACGGCGAAUAGCUGUGGACAAGUGUGCCAGAAAGGUGCGGCAUGCAUUAGCAAGUGUGAACUGGGAUACCAAAUUGACGCAAUGGUUACAUACCACCAUGAUUGAAUCCUUGAGUCUCGCCAUGCUUGCCGCUUACCUGGAUGUGCUGCAGACUCUCAAAAGCAAAUUGCCCACACUGAUUGACAGAAUGUUGCUAACAACAUCCGCAAAGACUGGUGCUCCAAGUGCAGAGGCCCUGUCGCUGUUACUGAAACGUCCCUGGGACCCAGCUGUUGGAGUUCUGUCUCAAAACAAACCGAGCAAGCUUCCUGGAUCCCCACUCAUCCUAAUUGCACCAUCAAGUCCAACUAAUCCUGCCCUGUCCACCUCGCGGCGAAUGAGAUUCUGGCAGUCACAGCUCUCCUGUUUGGGAAAGGUAAUUCCAGUCCACACUCAUGUGAACAGCGGAGCCAAUAUUAGCAUAACCCAGUGUCUAGAACACAUGUUGGGCACCGUCAGAGCCAAGGUCAUGGAGGUUCACAGUCACUUUCCUCACAAACCUAUCAUCUUGGUUGGCUGGAAUGCUGGAGCACUCAUUGCGUGUCAUGUAUCCCUCAUGGAGUAUCUGACAGCUGUGGUGUGUCUUGGAUUCCCCCUGCUAACAGUCAAUGGGCCAAGAGGGGAUGUGGAUGACCCGCUGCUGGACAUGAAGACUCCAGUGUUGUUUGUGGUUGGCCAGAAUACUCUGCAGUGCAGCAUUGAAGGCAUGGAGGAGUUCAGAGAGAAACUGAGGGCAGACAACAGCAUGGUGGUGGUGGGAGGAGCUGACGACAACCUCAGAAUCAACUCAGCCAAGAUGAAAUCAGAGGGACUGACACAGACCAUUGUGGAUCGCUGCAUUCAGGAUGAGAUUGCUGACUUCUUGUCAGGCGUCCUCACACGAGCAGAGGGCCAUGGCCAUGGCUCAGGGGAGAUGAGGGACUUGGACACAGAGAAGAAGAAGAGGCCUCGACGAGAGUUUCCCUUUGACAUGGAGAGAGGACGACCUUCCUCCCCUGCGCUUAGAGUCCCCAUCUCACCAUCGGGUUCAGAGGAUCUGUCUAGUGUCUGCAGCAGUCCCACUUCAAGUCCCAAACCCAAGACGUCUGGUCUGUCUCCAGCUCAGAAGUCCAGUCUGAUCACAGCAACCCAGCUACUCAAGACACACAUGCAGCGCUCUGGCACAGUGCUCACACACAAGCAGGCCCAAGUGCCAGUGCCUAGUGAUCAGAUGGAGGGCCUGGAUAGAGAUGAACUGAGGUCCCAUGGCAAGAGGAGGCAGACGCCUAGUCCCACGCCAAGCAAAGCCUCCAAAAGAGCAAAGAUCAAGGUCACCAUAGUUUCCCAAAGCGAGUCAACCGGGGGCUCUGCUACACAGGAAGUGGGUGUCUCUGGGAAGCCCCUAACAGUUACUGUGGGACAGACGGUGGCUGGAGCCAAGGAGCUCUCUGGACUUCUAACAGGCCAGCGGUCUGGUAGUCUCUCAGAGGUGUCUGGUGCCCUGUCCCCAGGCUCAAGCUCAUUCAACAGCGUGCAGCCUUGCAUGGUGUCAGGGUCCUCCACACCAGUCCAGGCGCAAGCACCGGCUACUGCCCCAGCGCCUUCCGCCAGCAGUCUGCUUCAAGGUCUAAGUUUCAGUCUUCAGGAGAUCGUCACCAAAGCUCCUAGCUUGCCCUCCACAGCAGCUAACACAGGCAGCACACAGGCGGUUUGUGGCCAGGGUCAAGUCCUGAGCUCCAUCGGUACCAGCAGCAGCACUUUGCUCCGGGCGGUGCCUGUGGUCACCACUGGAGGAGUGGCUAAAACCACUGCCAUCCACCAACUGCUUACUAAUGGCGGGCUGGCCAAACUUGCCAGCAGCUUACCCGGCUUGGCGCAUAUCACCAACCAGACCGCUGGGCAGAAAGCCCCCACUUCUAUAACGGUGACCCUUCGAGGAGCACAGCCGAGCAGAGUGGGAUCACUCAGCCAAGCUGGUGAGGCUGUGACGGCAGCUCGGACCCAUGAGCCUAAGCAAUGAAAAUCUCAGACCAAGAUUUCCAUUUGGCGACACACCUGAUCCAAGUAGCUACUGUGCCAGGGGCAGCUGGGAACCACAGCCUGCUGAUGGGAUUGAACCCUCCCCGCAGCGAUGAACACACUACCCUACAACACGCAGAGCACCUGUCUCGUAUCCUCCAGAGGGCUCCCCUGUCACGCUGGUUGCACUAGGCCUCUGCAGUUGUUGUCGGCUGUGUUUGAGACACCAUGAUGCUUUAACAACGUUUCUGCCCUCUUCUUACACCUUUAAAUUCAGCGAGCAAAGUCUGACAUUGAGCUAUCCAACAUCAUCCAUCCUCCCGGGAGAACAGUACCGAGGAUAAACUGUAACCUGUGACAAUACAACCGUGCUGCCCUACGAAAGGACAGAUGUGCCUACAUCUCUACUAAAAUAAGAUAGAAAUGUUAAGCUUUUUUUUUUCUGUGUGCACAUUAAGUUUAAAUCCUUUUGUCAUCUCAUUUGGCAUAGGCCUAGAUAAGUAUGAUUAGCAGUGAUGUCGGCUUGUGUGUAGAGCAUUUUGAUGUAACCACUGGAGCAUAUUUGUUAGACAUUUGAAUGAUUCCUAUGGCUUUAAUAUUAUUUAUCACAGUAAUUAUACACGGUAAUUAUAUCCAUAUCAUUACAGUAAUGCAUUAUGAUGAUUGCUCUUUCUUUGUCGGGCCAAAAAUAUGUUAUGAGCAAGAAUUAAAUUACAGUUGGUGAUUGCAGAAGCUACAUUAUAUUGUCAAAGCUGCCUGCUGUUGAUUGUGCAGCAGUACAAUGCUCUCACUGAAUAAUAUGCACUAUGCUCUCCAAAAGCCGCAAUACAUUAUGAUCGUUUAUUAUGAUUAUUUAUUAUCAACAGUACUUGUGUCCUGUAUAACCACAUGUUCCAUGAUCUAAACUGAAGGCAAUAUUUUUCGUCUGCACUGUAUCAUCACUUCAAUGCUGCAUAUGGACUAUUUGUCUGAAACCGCCACAGUAAACAGAAGGCCUG
This is a messenger RNA of Scomber japonicus (chub mackerel), 4949 nucleotides long. It is a transcript of the gene kansl3, whose product is annotated as KAT8 regulatory NSL complex subunit 3. The coding region runs from base 1421 to 3952 and encodes 843 amino acids. The transcript is spliced from 20 exons. Lineage: Eukaryota; Metazoa; Chordata; Actinopteri; Scombriformes; Scombridae. Gene Ontology annotation, biological process: positive regulation of transcription by RNA polymerase II. Gene Ontology annotation, cellular component: NSL complex. The record is from RefSeq and is a predicted model, not a curated record.